This is a messenger RNA of Lutra lutra (Eurasian river otter), 4777 nucleotides long. It is a transcript of the gene TPPP, whose product is annotated as tubulin polymerization promoting protein. Gene Ontology annotation, cellular component: microtubule. The coding region runs from base 90 to 755 and encodes 221 amino acids. Gene Ontology annotation, molecular function: tubulin binding. The transcript is spliced from 4 exons. Lineage: Eukaryota; Metazoa; Chordata; Mammalia; Carnivora; Mustelidae. The record is from RefSeq and is a predicted model, not a curated record. Gene Ontology annotation, biological process: positive regulation of protein polymerization; microtubule bundle formation; microtubule polymerization.
GCUGCGGGGGCGCGGGCACACGCCGGACACCCGGUCGCGCGCGGCCGAGUCGCGAGGCGCCCGCUGCAGUGGCCGCGUCUCCGAGCAACAUGGCCGACAGCAAGGCCAAGUCUGCCAAGGCCGCCAACAAGACACCCCCCAAGUCCCCAGGGGACCCCGCAAAGGACAGGGCAGCCAAGAGGCUGUCGCUGGAGUCGGAGGGGGCCGGUGAGGGGGCGGCUGCCGCGGCGCCGGAGCUCAGCGCCCUGGAGGAGGCCUUCCGGCGCUUUGCCGUGCACGGGGACACCAGGGCCACCGGGAGGGAGAUGCACGGCAAGAAUUGGUCGAAGCUGUGCAAGGACUGCCAGGUCAUCGACGGGAGGAACGUGACCGUCACAGACGUGGACAUCGUCUUCAGCAAAAUCAAAGGGAAGUCCUGCCGGACCAUCACGUUCGAGCAGUUCAAGGAGGCGCUGGAAGAGCUCUCCAAGAAGAGAUUCAAAGACAAGAGCAGCGAGGAGGCUGUCCGCGAGGUGCACAGGCUCAUCGAGGGCAAGUCCCCUGUCAUCUCAGGGGUGACGAAAGCCAUCUCGUCACCCACCGUAUCUCGGCUCACAGACACGACCAAGUUCACGGGCUCCCACAAGGAGCGCUUCGACCCGUCGGGCCGGGGCAAGGGCAAGGCAGGCCGUGUGGACCUGGUGGACGAGUCAGGCUACGUGUCGGGGUACAAGCACGCGGGCACCUACGACCAGAAGGUGCAGGGGGGCAAGUAGCCAGCCCAGGAGCGGCCCCUCCCGCCGAGGCCUUCACCACCUCACACUUCAUUACAUUCCUGUGCUCCCCGGUCAGAACUCAGGAGUCUGGGGCCCGGGUGGCUGUGGGGUGACACCCAGGCCUCCCCCUGCCUGGGGGCCGGCGCACUUCUCCCUGACCCCCAGGUGGGGCCCCUGAACUCACGGCCUUUUGUAACUCACCUGCCUCGUCCAGUGCUGGCCAUCAACACGUGGCCUUUUCCAGUGUCUCCCGGGAACAGACCACACUGGCCACCCGGCUUACAGGCCAAAGGGACACUGUCCAGGUGCCGGUGGGCCACGGGGGUGAAUGGGACAGACCCUGUCAGAGGUGGUGCCGACGGCCUGGCCUGCAGACCCCUCCCAGGAGCCUCCAGGGCGGCAAGAGCUAACUCACUAACCGCACCGAGAAUGAAGUGAGCCCAGAACAGGACCGUGCGGGCGUGGGGAGGCGGGACACGUGCUUGUACGUGCACACACGCGCCUGCAAACACACACCCACGUGCUCGCACACCCACGUCGCGUAACCAGGGCUGGUGGGCAAGGGGGGACGGGAGCCGGCGGGAGGCUCCUCAGUGGACCAAAGGCGCGGUUUGGAGUGGGCGCCCGAGGAUGUCAAGACGCAAACUGCAGCAAGGCGACUCGCUCGUUGCGCUUUUCGAGGAAGAAAUAAGAAACGUGUUGAUUCUCAGCACAGCAGGGAAGACCGGGAGUGCCCUGGAGCUGCCCCUCUCCUGCCGUCCACGUCUCCGGGUCGGGGGCCGCUGCGGGCUGAGGCUUCCCGCGCAGGCGCUCUGCUGGCAGGGGCGGGGGUCUUCGGCCCGGGGCCUGCCCCGCACGUGGUGCCCCGGGGCUGCGGGUCCGCGUGGCUGCUCCCUCUUCGCUAGCACCCAGCGCCAGCUGCCGGGACCCCGCCGCCACCGCGAGUUCUCCCUGGCCUCUCCCAACCCUGCAAGGGCUGAAAACCACUCAACAGCCAGGCCAGGGGAGGGCCCGGAGGCCCACAGUGUUGCUGGAAUUUGCUUUCUCCGUGAGGCUAUCGAGGGCAGAGGACUGGGGCUCCUGUCACGGUGGCCCCACAGGGACGUGUCCCUUUGCAUAAGUGCAGCCAAGCCCGCGAGUGACUGGUGGGGCUGUGCGGUCCUGGCACUGGUCCUGGGAAAGGCCGCAGCCGACGGAGGGAGAGGCUUCCGGAGCCCACCUGCCCCACCGCUGUCACAUGCCCGGGGCAGCCAGCUGAAAAGACCAGCACCGUGGCGCCACAGGCACGAUGGUCACUGCUGGAGCUGGAGACGGUCCCCCCGCUCCCAUCCAGCACGGCCCCUCCACCAGGCUCCUUGCGCGUGGGCCUCCCCUCAGACCCCUGGCAGGGCCUCCGCCCGGAGUUGGCAGUGGCCUCGCCAGCAGCUUCCCCCCGGGGAUCAGGGACUUGCCAAAGCUCCGAGUCACUUGUAAAACCCAUCGCACCGCUGUCCACUUUCUGCCCCGGGGAUCCUGAGCUGCCUGGCAAGGCCUCCACGCCGCGGCGGGAAGGCAGGACUGCGUGCGUGCUGGGGGAGGGAGCAGCAGACAGGACACGGGACCCCCACCCUGGGCCCGCCCCCCCCCUCCUCCCCCAGGCUGGACCCUUUUGAGGACCCAGAGGCGAGGAGAGCGUGGGAAAUGCACCUGCAGGCAACUGUGAACGCAACACGGGUUUCUCCACAGCAAGCGUAUCACAAACCAGAAAGCUCCGUGUCCAGAGCCGAAGGGGUUUUCCUUCGUGGUUGUGGAGCAGGCCUCCCCUCCGGGCCCCAUGAGGCACCGAGCUGGGAGCACCGAGCACCAGGGGCGUGGGGCUCCUCCUCCUGCCCAUCAGCAGCCGAGUCCCCACUGUCACAGUUGGUGACGUGGGAAUCCAGCAAGACCUUGGCCCCCACGGUGUGCACACCCCGCGGUGAGCCAAGGGAGGGGGGUCCCCGUGCCGCUGCCUGUAGAGGGAGUGGCUGUCCCCUUGGCCCCUCUCGGCGAGUCAGGUCUCCAGGCAGAGCACCCCGGGAGACUGCGGUCCAAACAAAAGAAGCCACAGAGCUGUCCCCGGGGACCCUGCCACGGUGCCCGCCCCCCAGCGGGAGGCCCCAUUUAUACCAUAAACCAGUGCCGCGGCCUAGCGGUACGCAGCGGCCUGAUGGGAGACCAGUGGCUCACUUCUGACGGACGUUCCCAGGCGCGUUCCUGACUGUUCCAACAGCGCCUUCCCUUUGGGCUUGAGGGAGAACCAAGUGCACACAGCUUCCCCCCACCCCCCGGCACCGUGGCCCGGCUGGCCACACAGGUGCUGGGGUCUCGCCAGCCCCCUGCCCGUCCCGACCCCGGGGCUCCUCAGACAGCACCCUCCCCCAGCAUGGCCCCCCGCCCCAUGUUAGGCAGGAGGGAGAGGCGGGAAAGACUCUGUCCCGAGGCUUCAGGAGUCACCAUUCCAUUGGCUCGAAAUCACCCACGCUGUCCGUCCCUGCACUGCGUGGCCCUGGGGCACAGAACCUGUGCUGGGGCCACACUGCACACACGCACGCGCCCCCGUCGGGGUCUGAGUAGCGAGAACACGCAGGGUGUGUGUCUUUACUGCAUGUUUUUAUGCUUCUACUAACCAUGGCCCCCUAAAAACCCCACGUCCCUCUGUGAAGAAAGGACAGCUCGGAGCAGGACACACGGCACGUUCUGUCCAGGGGACUGGGCGACGUCUCCGUGUCGGGAGGCUCACCACGCCGAGUACUGGCUCGUCGCUGUUGAACGUGCUGGGGCAGGCAACCAGGCGGCGGUCAGUAAGACAGUUAGCUUGGCCCAAAUGCACUUCAAACCACGCACGUUUGGAAUGUUGUAGCAAAAGGUAUAUAUUUAUACUGGAGUAUUUUGACACCUCUACCAUCCUCAGUCCUGAGCUUGAGGCAGAUGAGAUCGGAUCAGAUGCGAGAAGCCAGGGGACAGGGACGUGGAGAAGGUGCGCUGCCCCGGCACCCGGUCUGUGCUGCUCUGCCUGCACGGCCCAUGGCCGGAGCUCAGCACAGGCCACGGGCGCCGCUCAGACCGCUCGGGGGACAGGGGCUGUGGCAAUGGCAGAGGCUGGUGCCCCCUUCCCAGCCCCUGGACUCCCCCGUGCUCAGGCACGGAGUGUGGCUGCUUCUGUGCCACCCCAGGCGGUGGGGAGGAAACCCAACAUCUUCACCAUCUGGCCCUUUAUGGGGAAAGCAUGUGCUGGCCCUGCCCUGGGGACCCAGCCCAGCUCCCCUGUCCUGCAGCCCGCACCACACCGGACCCCCCAUCGUCACCUGUCCCAUGCAGGCCAGGUUGACAAUUCAGCUGUACUGUGAAGUUACCGAUAGAAUAGGAUGUCCUUAAAACACUGACCCUGAUUAGCCCCCCACCUCUGAUUUACUACUGAACACUUGGCGGAACUGGGUGGUUCAGGGUGUGGCCCUUGUCCACAGGCGUGUGAACUGCGUGGCCCCAGGCAGGGCUGGGCAGUGGUCACCCUGACCUUUGAGAUCCUUCCUCUCUCCCUUUAGACUCUUGAAAAACCAAAUCAAGCCAAACAACAAAGGAAACUUGAAAGGGAUCGUAUACUACUAGUUUGUACGAAGUUUUUUUCAGGAAAGGGAAAUGAAUUUAUAUAUAUACGCACUAUAUUUUUACACUGUUUUGUUACCAUUAGGGAGUUCUGAGUGUGUCACUUUAUCAGCGCAAUGGUAAGUAGUGUCCCUGUCGUGGGUGUCCUGACUCAGAAAGGCACGUCCGCGGGCAUCUAAGAGCCGCACUCACCAGGAGUGUCUGUGGCAUCGGGGUGGCCCUCCUCUCCCUCCCCAGAGCGAGGCACGGUGUCACCUGUCAGAGCUGCUGUCAACGCCUGGCUUGCAAACCUUUAGUGAAACAGCUCCUGUCUGUCUGCAUUAUUUCUCCUCCUGUGUUCGCUGCUGUUAACAUUGUGUGUCCAAUCGGUAAAGUGAUGAAUAAAGGUGUUGAAAUGUGGA